AUGAAGCGAGUUCUAAGCAUUAACCACCACCACCAAGACCCCGCAAUCGGCAGGGAAAAGAGACUGAAGACGCCUAUCAGCGACCAGAAUUUGCGAGGAAACUAUCUUCAGCAGAAACCGAACGCCGAAUACACCGUUGGAUGGAUCUGCGCUGCGACCACAGAGUAUGUGGCUGCACGAGCCAUUCUCGAUGAAAAGCACGCAGGACCAGAAAAAGUAUCUCAGGCCAACCAAAGCGAUUUCACGCUUGGUCGCAUCGGAAAGCACAACGUUGUUAUUGCUACCUUACCCACCGGAGAAUAUGGAACAGCAUCGGCAGCGACUGUUGCAGCAGACAUGUCGCAUAAUUUUCCCAACAUCAGGAUCCGUCUGAUGGUUGGCAUCGGAGGCGGGGCACCUAGCGAAAGAAAUGACAUCCGCUUAGGCGACAUUGUGGUCAGCGCUCCUAGUAAUGGCAAGAGUGGUGUUUUUCAGUAUGAUUAUGGAAGAACGAUUCAAGGUCAACCUUUUCAGCCAACGCGAUUCCUCGACCAGUCGCCCAUGAUCCUCAGAACUGCCAUGACUGAGAAUAGCAGCUUGGUUAUUCACUACGGAAUGAUUGCUUCUGCGAAUCAGUUAAUGAAGAACGCCAUAAUUCGAGAUAAGAUGUCCUCGGAAUAUCAUGUGCUCUGCUUUGAAAAGGAAGCGGGCGGUCUUAUGAACACCUUUCCAUGCUUGGUCAUUCGAGGUAUAUGUGACUAUUCAGACUCACAUACGAAUGAGAUUUGGCAGGGUUAUGCCGCAAUGGCGGCCGCUGCAUAUGCAAAAGACCUUAUUAACCGUCUCCCUCCAUUAGAAUCUGCCGCUCCACAAAGCACAAUCAACUCAGCCUCAAGUCAACUUCCACUACAAGAGAAAAUGCCAUAUACAAUCAGUGUCGAGCAGAUGAAUGCACUGCUAGAUUCUUUACGGUUUGAUCAAAUUGAGGCCCGUCAAAUGACCAUUAAAAACGCUCAUGCCAAGACAUGUCGGUGGCUGCUGCACAAAUCUGAAUACAUCAACUGGUUAGACACAGCCAAAAUUAGUGAGCACCGUGGAUUUCUGUGGAUCAAGGGCAAACCUGGAACUGGAAAGUCAACACUUAUGAAAUUCGCUCUUAACAGCGCUAAAAAGACAAUGAGAGACAAAACUAUCAUUUACUUUUUCUUCAAUGCACGGGGAGAGGAGUUGGAGAAAUCUACGGUUGGAAUGUAUCGGUCACUUUUAUUACAACUCCUUGAAAAACUACCAGAGCUGCGAAAUAACCUUGAGUUACCUAAAAUAACAGCAUGGCCUGGAGAAGAGUACCGCUGGACCGCGGAAAUAUUGACAAACUUAUUGGAUCAAGCUAUCCAAAACCUCAAAGAAUCGAGUAUCAUCUGUUUUAUUGAUGCUUUGGAUGAAUGCGAUGAGAACCAAAUUCGCAAUAUGAUCAAGUUUUUUGAACGCGUUGGUGAAUCGCCUACAGCUGGAAGUUUCCGUGUCUGCUUUUCAAGUCGCCAUUAUCCUCAUGUCUCAAUUUCGAAAGGCCUAAAUCUGACCCUCGAAGGCCAGGAAGGACACACUCAGGACAUGAUUAGUUAUAUCAAUAGCGAACUGAAGAUUGGGAGUAGCGCUCUUGCGAACCAAAUCCGCGCCGAACUUCAAGAAAAAGCCUCGGGUGUCUUUAUACUACAAGAGAUCCCAGCAGAUCUCCAUGAAUUAUUCCGCGACAUUUUAACUCGCGAUCGACAGGAUGCUGAUGAGUUGCUCCUCUGUAUUCAGUGGGUGCUUUUCACGAAACAACCUCUGCGACCGGAGCAAUUAUAUUUUGCAAUGUUAUCCAAUGUUCUAUAUGAGUGGCAACCAAAUGAGAUUACAGCUUCUGAUAUCGAAAGGUUCAUAUUGAAUUCAUCUAAAGGCCUUACGGAAGUAACAAAGUCUAAGACUCCGACUGUUCAGUUUAUACAUGAAUCGGUUAAAGAUUAUCUCCUCAAAGAAAAUGGACUAAGAGAUAUUUGGCCUGAUCUUCAGGCAGAUGUGCACGGGGACGGCCACGAGCGAUUGAAGCAGUGUUGUUUGAAUUACAUUGCUAUCGGCAAACCUGCUUAUCUCGAAAUGGCGGCAAGGGUAGCACCUGAAGAAGCAAAAAGCCAGCCUCGCAAAUUAGCCAACGCUUCCUUUCCGUUCUUAGAAUACGCUGUGAAAAACGUUCUACAUCACGCAAACGAGGCGGAGGCUCAUGGUGCCAACCAGCCUGAGAUUCUCAAAGAAUUUCCGCUGGAUGAUUGGAUUCAACUCGAUAAUUUCCUCGAAAGGCAUGAGAUAAGGCGACAUAAACGGAACGUGAGCUUUCUGUAUAUCCUGGCCGAAUUUAACAUGAGCCAUCUGAUCAGGCGCCACCCGUGCAUAUUAUCUUUCCUAAAAAUAGAACCGGAACGCUAUGGGGCACCAGUAUUUGCAGCCUUGGCGAUGAAUAGCUUUGAAUCAACCCGAGUGUUUUUAGAUGCUUAUUUGGAGAUUGAGCCUUCAUUUCACGAUAUUGUUGACGACUAUUAUUCUGAUGGUAUUGAAAAAAAUAGCCUUGGGAGGAGUUUCAAAUUUUCUCAAGCACGCAGUUUUAGUGAUUUCAUCAUGAAGGGCGCCACUUUGUCUGCUGCCGUUUACCUUAAAAUGGCUCGCCCCAGGAAUUUGGACCUACGCCCCUACACUCAAGGAAAUCUAAACAUCGCUGCUAGGAAUGGCCAUCAGUCUAUCCUAAAAUUAUUUCUCGAUAGAGGCGCCGAUCUCGAUUAUUUGGCAGCACUUUUAGCUGCUGUCUCGAACGGUCAACAAGCUAAUGCUGAUUUCCUGCUUGGGAAUGGUGCAAAGAUUGUCGACACAGAUGGCAAUGGCCGCAUGUUUCUCGUGAUGGCAGCUAACAAAGGUCUUUAUUCCCUCGUUGAGCAAUCGCUCAAUAGUGGUGUUGACAUUAACAAUGGAUAUGAAGGCCGCUCUCCAUUAUCAUAUGCGGUAGAGUCCGGCAGUGAAGAUACAGUCCGACUAUUGGUUAGUAGAGGCGCGAGGAUCAAUGUUCAAGAUUUUGACAACAAGACGCCAUUAUCUUAUGCAAUACAGUCUGACAGUGAAGCUAUGGUCAAACUAUUGCUUGACACGGGCCCAGGAAUUGAUACUGAAGAUCAAAUAAGCGGAGCGUUAUUAUCUUAUGCAGUACAGCGUGGCAGCGAAGCUAUGGUCAAACUAUUGCUUAGCAGGGGCGUGGGAAUUGAUGCUAAAGACCAAAUGAGCAGAACGCCCCUAUCAUAUGCAGCACAAUCUGGCAGCCCAUAUAUGGUUCAACUGCUGCUUGACAGAGGUGCGGAAAUUGACGCUCAAGACAAGGAAAAGAAAACGCCAUUAUUUUACGGGAUAGAGAACGGCAAGAAAACUACAGUUGAGGUUUUGCUUCAUAGAGGUGCAGACCUCGAGAUGAAAGACAGCCAUGGCAAGGCGCCAUUACCAGCCGCAUAUAAUGCUAGUAGGGCUGUGGUUGAAAUAUUACUUGACAAAGGCGCAAAAAUUAACGUUCAAGACUCGGUCGGCAGGACGCCACUCUCAUAUGUAGUAUGUCUCGAAGACAACGAACCUCUGGUUAAGCUGCUGCUUGAGAGAGGUGCAGAUGUCAAUGCUAAAGAUAAUAAUGGCGCCACGCCAUUAUCACAUGCAAUAGCGACCAUGUGGCGUUUUACAGGUCCUCAUCAAAAAGCUGCGAUCCAGCUACUUCUUAAAAGAGGGGCAGAUGUUAACGCCAAAGAUAAUGAUGGCAGAACGCCCUUAUCACAUGCAGUAUUAAAAGGCUAUGAUGAAGAUAUAAUCCAACUGCUUCUUGCAAAAGGUGCAGAUGUGAAUGCUAAAGAUAAUCAUGGCAAGACACCAUUAUCAUACGUUGUAUCAGCUUAUAAUCCCCAAGAUACGGUCCAGCUGCUGCUUAACUGGGGCGCGGACGUUAACGUUAGAGAUAAUUAUGGCAAGACGCCAUUAUCAUACGCAGUAUCAACAUAUUAUAACGGAGAUACGGUCCAGCUGUUGCUCAAAGGGGGUGCGGAUGUUAACGUUAAAGAUAAUCUUGGCAAGACACCAUUAUCAUACGCGGUAUCAGCAUAUCAUAACCAAGAUACGGUCCAGUUGUUGCUUAAAAGGGGGGCGGAUGUUAAUGCGGAAGAUAAAAUCGGUGGGACACCACUAAUAUAUGCAAAGGGGUGUCCAUAUGAAGCUCAGCUUAAAAUGAAGGACAUGUGGGAUCAAAUAAUCUUAAAUCCGGAUGAUUCAAAGUGUUGA
Messenger RNA from Trichoderma breve, 4314 nucleotides. Its product is annotated as ankyrin repeats (3 copies) domain-containing protein. NCBI's taxonomy places the organism in Eukaryota, Fungi, Ascomycota, Sordariomycetes, Hypocreales, Hypocreaceae. The record is from RefSeq and is a predicted model, not a curated record. Gene Ontology annotation, biological process: nucleoside metabolic process. Gene Ontology annotation, molecular function: protein binding; catalytic activity. The transcript has 3 exons. The coding region runs from base 1 to 4314 and encodes 1437 amino acids.